AUGCUCUCCAAUAAACUGGCCAUUGCUAGUCUAUCACUAGGACAACAUACUUCUCAUUCCCUCGACCACAAGAUCCGUGCAGCUGCUGCAGCCAAAUAUCAAGGCAUCGAAAUCGUCUACUAUGAACUUGAAGCUUUCUCUAAAGCUCAAAGCAUCCCAAUUAUCCAAGGCGCUGAGCAGGUUCGAGUACUAUGCCAAAAAGUCAAUCUGGAGAUAAUUUCCUUAGCACCCUUUGAGAAUUAUGAAGGAGACCAAUCUCCUCUCAGUGACCGAUUGCAAAAAGCGACCCAUUGGAUCGAGGUUGCCAGAAUUCUCCAGGCGCCGUAUUUGCAGAUUCCCUCGAAUUUCAAAGCCAACGCCAUUGGCGAUAGAGACGUGGUUAUUAGUGAGCUACGGCAACUGGCUGAUAUCGGCAGCGCCAAACACCCCACAGUCUCAAUCGCUUACGAAUAUCUAUCGUGGGGAACGCACUGUUCUACAUGGGAAACUGCUCUGGAAUAUGUCAACCACGUUGACAGGGCCAAUUUUGGUCUUUGUCUAGACACUUUUCAUGAAGCGACAAAGUUGUGGGGUGACAACUUUGCCCGGUCAGGGAGAUUCGAGGGUUCGGGAAGAGUCCUUAGAAAGUCGCUUGAUCGCUUUGUCGCUAAUUGCCCGGUUGAGAAGAUUUUCUUUCUCCAGUUGUCCGAUGGCGAACGAUUUGAUCCUCCAUUUUCCAAGGACCACCCAUGGUACAUCGAGGGGGAAGCACCGCAGUUUACUUGGUCCAAGCAUGCACGGCCGUUUCCAUUUGAGAGUCAUUAUGGGGCAUAUUUGCCUGUGACUGAAAUUACCAAAGCCUGGAUCGUGGAUGUCGGCUUCAAGGGCUGGGUGUCACUUGAGAUUUUUGAUCGGCGCAUGAAGGAUGAAACAAGUCAAAUAGAGAAAGCUGCGUCUCGCGGCAUCGAUUCAUGGAGAACUCUUCAAAGAGAGCUUGAAUUGGCAUCGAAAGUUCGCACUGUUCUGUAA
This is a messenger RNA of Penicillium odoratum, 1008 nucleotides long. RefSeq names its product sugar phosphate isomerase/epimerase family protein. The record is from RefSeq and is a predicted model, not a curated record. The coding region runs from base 1 to 1008 and encodes 335 amino acids. NCBI's taxonomy places the organism in Eukaryota, Fungi, Ascomycota, Eurotiomycetes, Eurotiales, Aspergillaceae. The transcript has a single exon.